Messenger RNA from Prunus armeniaca (apricot), 1461 nucleotides. The record is from the annotation of a GenBank genome assembly. NCBI's taxonomy places the organism in Eukaryota, Viridiplantae, Streptophyta, Magnoliopsida, Rosales, Rosaceae.
AUGACAGCCUACCUCAAACAUACCCGCCACCUGCUUACAACUUUCAAUGCUUAUCUCAUAGGCCAGGUGCCACGCUCUGAGAACAGCUAUGCUGAUGCAUUAGCAAGGCUAGCCUCGGCGAUUGAGCAGGGCAUAGGUCGAAACAUCCACAUCGAGUUCUUGGACCAGCCCAGUACACGGGCACCACUCAUUUGUGUCAUCGAUCAAAGCCCUACAUGGAUGGACCCUAUCACUCAGUUCUUGCAAAACCAGACACUACCUGCUGAUCCUGCUGAAGCGCGGCGUGUUCGCUAUCGUUCCGCCCGAUACUUGAUCAUCAAUGGUGCCCUAUACAAGCGCGGCUUCAGCCUCCCCUACCUUCGGUGCCUGACCCCAGAGGAAGGUACCUAUGUCCUGAGAGAGAUUCAUGAGGGUAUCUGUGGCAACCACUCAGGCGCUCGCUCCCUAGCACACAAGAUCAUUCGGCAGGGAUACUUUUGGCCAUCACUUCACACUGAUGCCCAGACCUUCACCCAGAAGUGCGAUAAGUGUCAGCGAUUUGCCAACAUCCCACAACUUCCAGCUGAGCCAUUGACAGCCAUGGUCAGUCCUUGGCCAUUCGCCCAAUGGGGACUUGACCUCAUUGGACCUAUGCCUGAGGGCAAGGGCCAAGUCAAGUAUGCAGUUGUAGCUGUGGACUACUUCACCAAGUGGGCUGAAGUUGAGGCCUUAGCCACCAUCACUGCAGCCUGCAUCGAAACUUUUGUUUGGCAAAACAUCGUCUGUCGCUUUGACAUCCCCAACACCAUCGUCACGGACAAUGGCCGACAAUUUGACAACGCAAAGUUUAAGCAAUUUUGUUCCAACCUCAAGAUAAAGCUUUGCUUCGCCUCCCCAGCCCAUCCUCAAUCUAAUGGCCAGGUGGAAGCUGUGAACAAGAUCAUCAAGAAAACUCUAAAAACUAAGCUUGACAAAGCUAAGGGUUGCUGGCCGGAGCUACUCCCAGAGGUUCUUUGGUCUUAUCGCACCACCUUCCGGACCUCAACAGGAGAAACACCUUUCUCUCUCUCCUUUGGUACCGAAGCAGUGGCACCAGUGGAGAUUGGCCAGCCCACAUACCGCACCUCCACUUAUGAGGCCGAGGCCAAUGACGAGCAGCUAGCCUUGAACCUCGACUUCAUUAACGAGCUUCGUGACCAAUCCAACAUGCGCAAUGUCGCGUACAAACAGCGCAUCGCUAGUACUACGAUUCCCGAGUCAAAGCCCGUGCUUUCAAACUUGGGGACUGGGUCAUGCGUAAGAUUUCCUUGGCCACCAAGAAUCCCACUGAAGGUACCUUGGACCCAACAUGGGAAGGUCCUUAUGAGGUUACCAAAGUCUGCCGCCCCGGCACUUAUCAGCUUCGUGAUACCAAGGGCAAGACCUUGCCUCAUCCUUGGAAUGCUGCUCACCUCAAGUACUACUAUAAGUAAACAUACCUAG